Molecule: messenger RNA, 1569 nt
Organism: Thermochaetoides thermophila DSM 1495
Lineage: Eukaryota; Fungi; Ascomycota; Sordariomycetes; Sordariales; Chaetomiaceae
Exons: 4
Coding region: 1-1569 (522 amino acids)
Biological process (GO): cell surface receptor signaling pathway; G protein-coupled receptor signaling pathway
Cellular component (GO): membrane
Molecular function (GO): G protein-coupled receptor activity
Source: RefSeq, a predicted model, not a curated record
AUGGAUUGCCCCGCGCCUUUUCUCUCCGAUGAAUAUUUCACCAAUGAAGGCUUCGUGGACGGGAGGAUAUGCUCGCCCCUGGGCAACCUCACUUGCUGCCUACCAUGCCCCAUUACACAAUGGGCCUAUCCUGAUUCAUUCACCGCCAUGAGCACGGCGGCCAACUGGGUCGCUGUUGCGGGCAGCGUCUGCUGCAUUUUCCUCCUACUCUCAUGGGCCGUGCUGCCGGUAGACAAGACCUUCCGGCACUACCUGAGUAUCUGCCUUACUACAGCAGUCUUGCUGAUGAACCUGGGCUUCGUCAUCCCCUUGGCCUCGAAGCCCGAAGAAUGCUACGACGCUAUCACGCCACACUCGAUGAGCACAAGCUCGAUCUGUGCCGUCUCAGGCUUCUUCCUCAUCGUUGGCGGCUGGGCCGGCGUGAUGUGGGUGUUCUUGCGGUCUUUGUCGCUGCACCUGCAGAUCUGCUGGCAGCUCGUCGUCGGGCGCAAUUUCAUGUGGUUCUCGCAGGCCCUCGGCUGGGGCAUCCCCGCAGUCGGCGUUGUGUGCGCCCUGUUCUUGAGCGGCGUGUCGUUCCGCUACGGCGCCACGUGCCACAUCAACCACAAGAACAGUCUGGCCGACCUCUGGGUUCCCCUACUGGUCUUUGCCGGCUUGACCAUCAUAAUCCAGAUGACGACGUUCGGCUACUGCAUUAAGGUGUACCUCGCCUCGCUGGCUGACAACAGUGCUUCGACCGAAGGCUCCGGCAUGCCCUCCUAUACAAACAGCAUCCGGACCAUGACUCCGAAGCAGGCCUACCGUCGUGUUCGACGCGUUAUUGCUCUUCAGUGGCGUGGCAUUGCCAUUGUGCUCAUCAUCAUUGCCGACGUUAUCUUCUUUUCAAUCGUUUUCGUCUAUCAGGACACGACUGUAGAACGAGUUAAACAGAAUCCAGGAGUCGCGCUCCCCUGGGCGCUCUGCCUCAUCACCAACAAAGGCGAUAAGAACGCGUGCCUUAACGAAGCCAGUGCACUUGCGGUCAGCAUGCCGACGGUUGGCGCUGUUUUGUUCCUGCUAGGGAUGAACGGCAUCUGGCUUCUCUUCUUCCUCGGCCGCUGGUCGAUGUUUACGGGAUGGCGUGAUCUCAUCAUUUCUGUUCCCAACCGGAACAAAAGGGAAUUCGUCUCAGUCGAUGCUCGGCUGGAUGAUGUUAAGAAAGAUACACGUUCGUACGAGAUGCUGUCCCGGGAUUCCGGGAAGACCAUGGACAGUUCAGUAACACCAUCCGCAGUGACUCCUCUGUCCCCGACCUACGCUAGGUCGUCGCCGGUGGGGGGCCCAGCGCGUCAGAACGAUUAUGUGUGGAACAAUAUCCUCGACAACAACAACAACGGCAACAGCGGGCGUCGUACCCCCGACUUCUUCGGCCAGACCGCGCGGUACAACGCCCCCGUGAGGUCAUUCUCGAGCCCGCGUCCGCCACAGUCGGUCAGAUGGGAUCCCUCCGAAACGUUCGCGAGACCCUAUUCCCCACCGAACGCCGGACCCGGCGGUUAUGUGAAUCCACUGGGCAUGCACAAGGUCUGA